GGUGUCGUAUCGAUCGACCUGUAGCGUUUGACAGGUGGAUUUCGUGUCACGGCGUUGAUACUGGACGUGUGAGACAAGUACUGGUGUAUGAAAAAUGUUGGAGAAACGCGUGUUUAUGCGUUGCUUCGCUUUCGCGAUUUUUUUCAAGUUCACGUGCUGUUACCAUACCAAAAAAUAUUCUCUGAUUAUGCCAAACGUGCGACCGAACGUGCCCGAAUUAUACUUGUGCACUCCAGUUAGGGUAGAUUUUGAAAAAGAUUAUUAUAUUGUUGGCUUUGAGCCAAAUGCAACGAUGGAAACGGCUCACCAUAUGCUUGUCUAUGGUUGCACUAAGCCGGGUAGUGCAAAAUCAGUUUGGAACUGUGGAGAAAUGGCAAACGCUGGGAAAAAUCCGGAUACUGCGCCUGCUUGUGAAAGUGGAACUCAGAUUAUCUACGCAUGGGCAAGGGAUGCUCCUAAAUUAGAUCUACCGGAGGGAGUGGGCUUUAAAGUAGGUGGCGAUUCUCCCAUACAGUAUCUCGUGUUGCAAGUGCAUUAUGCGCACAUUGAUCGUUUUAAGGACGGUAGUACGGAUGAUUCGGGUGUGUUUCUGCAUUACACAACGCAAACACUGAACAAAUUGGCUGGUGUUAUUUUGUUAGGGACAGGUGGUUACAUUCCGCCUAGGAAAACGGUACAUAUGGAAUCUUCUUGUCCCAUAACAGAGAAUAAAACUAUUUAUCCGUUCGCAUAUCGAACGCACACCCAUUCGCUCGGAAAAGUCGUGUCCGGGUAUGUAGUGAAGCCGAGUAAUGAAUGGAUCGAACUUGGUAAGAGGGAUCCAUUGACUCCUCAGAUGUUCUAUCCCGUUACACACAGAGUUCCAGUUACGUAUGGUGAUAGAUUAGCUGCUCGUUGUACAAUGAAAAGUACGCGUGAUAGGGUUACGAUUAUUGGCGGAACGAAUGAUGAUGAGAUGUGCAAUUUGUAUAUUAUGUAUUAUGUCGAGAAUGAUACACCGCUUGAACAGAAAUAUUGCUUCAGUUCAGGGCCGCCUUUAUAUUAUUGGAACAAAGAGCUGAGUAAUAUUCCCAACAAUGAGGCAUCUACGUUAUAAUCUAUCAAAAAGUGUCAGUUUGUACAAAAAUAGAUCGAUUUUACGUUUUAUCAUAGAGAAUUAGACAAAAUUCAAACGCAAAUUACUAUUUAAUAUUUUUUUUAUGUAUUUCAAUCCAAUUCGUGUGAUUAGUGAGAAGGGUUCCAUAUUUGGGGACCAAGCCGUCCUGAUAUAAUUUAUGAUGUUUUCAAUACUUGUUAUUUAUUAUUUUUGAUGCAGCUUUUACCAACUUAUUUUAUUUUAUUUCAAUGUUUUGAAUUUAUUAGGAUUAUUAGUUUUAUUUUUGAAACAGCUUUAAAGUUUAACCUCAUCAAGAUGAUAUCCAACAUACGCACAAAUUAUUCCGAAUUAAUUUCUGACAUCAUUUUAAGCGAUUAUAAGUAUUUUUGCGAUAAUAGUGUAACCAGGGUACUUAUUUUACGUAAAUUUUUAAAGGACUCGAUAUCAAUUUACAACAUUACCUCUUCUUGUCAAUUCUUAUAUUUUUAUAAAUGAGACGUACGAUUAUUCCAAUUGCUAUUGCAAUUGCCGAUCAAGUACAUGUACAUAAUAUAUAAUUUUUACGAAAAAAAGUAUAAAUUGAUUGCUAUAAAAUUACUUAUUAUUUAAUCAGUUAUUGCAUUGUGUUCUACAAUAUCUAUAAUUAUUCUGUGAGAGCACUAUGCAGAUGUGAUAUAAGAUAACAUUGUAAACUUAGGCCUAGUGUUUCAGUUAAUAUUUUUUGUUAUAUGCAUGUUAUUUGGAAAGAUUGGAAUUACUAGAGACAAUAUUAUGUACAUGCCGAUUUAUUUUAAUAACCAAUUUAUUGAGGUACAGCGUUGGGAGUUGCAUUUAAAUUGUACGAUGCAUUUAAAUUGGGAGUUGCAUUUAAAGUGUACGAUGCAUUUACAUAAUUCUUUAACUAAUGAUUACUUAUUAAAAAAGCAGAACUAUUUAGGUUUUGCUAAUCAUAGUAUAUAUGUAUAUAUGUAUGUGACAAGAGAAUAUUUUCAAAUGUUACAAAGUCUUUCUUUCUUCUCGAGCCUGUAUAUAUGUAAUGCUCAGGAAUCUCUACUCCUGAAGAGACUGUAUAAGUGUUAAAUGAAGAAAUAUAGAUGUAAUUAUUCAGCGUAUUUUUUUCGCGAUAUCGUUUACAGAUAAUUAUUUAUUUUCGAUGAUGUAUAGAGGACGCGACAGCCGUCUCUGAAAAGAAAUCUAAUUGUGAGACAUGUAUUUCAAAUAAAUGACCUAUGCAAAAGU
This is a messenger RNA of Monomorium pharaonis (pharaoh ant), 2335 nucleotides long. It is a transcript of the gene Phm, whose product is annotated as peptidylglycine alpha-hydroxylating monooxygenase. Gene Ontology annotation, biological process: peptide metabolic process. Gene Ontology annotation, molecular function: oxidoreductase activity, acting on paired donors, with incorporation or reduction of molecular oxygen, reduced ascorbate as one donor, and incorporation of one atom of oxygen; copper ion binding. The record is from RefSeq and is a predicted model, not a curated record. Gene Ontology annotation, cellular component: membrane; extracellular region. NCBI's taxonomy places the organism in Eukaryota, Metazoa, Arthropoda, Insecta, Hymenoptera, Formicidae. The transcript has 3 exons. Bases 95 to 1096 code for a protein of 333 amino acids.